AUGUGGCCGAAGGUUAGAAUAAUAUUAUAAUAUACUCAAGAGAUCAACUGCACGAGUGCACUACUACAAUACUACAGCAGCUGAACAUUGGUGAACAUAAUAAUAUUAAGUAAUAAUAUGUUGUUAAUAUUAUUAUUAUUAUUAUCAUGAUACAAUAUUACUGUUCACGGUCGUUUGCCGAGAUUUUGGGAACCACCGGCGGCGACGGAUCGGCCGUUCCCGUCCCACCCAGCCAUCAAUACGGCGGGUGUUCGAUAACAAUAAUUUCUCCACGGUGGAGAGGAUUACGCAUACGACAACGACGAUAGCGACAACAACAAUAACAACAACAAUAACAAUAACAACAACAACAACAACAACAACAACAACAGCAGCAGCAGCAACAGCAACAACAACAUCAACAUCAACAACAAGGACGCUGACGACCGGAUGACGUUAUCACCCACUCGUCUACCGCCGCCGCCGCGUUAUCACCCUAGCGUUUUGACCGCCAUUCGACGACGACGACAAACAAGCAAACUAACUACUCCGCAGUACGAUAUUCACUCGCCCGGACGACAGCGCGCCAACCGCCACUCGCUAGACGACAGUGUCAGACACUCGGCGUCCGACGCAGCUCAUUAUAUUGGUAACCAUUACGCAGUGCACAAGCGCCAAGAAGAAGCCGCCGCCGCCGCAAUGACGUCCCGCGACCACGGUUGUUAGUUGGCCGCCGUUUGUUUGUUUGUUUGUUUGUUUACGCCCUCGAACGGGGACACCGCUGCGGCUGACGCAAUCCUGAUCCAACGGCUUGCAAAUCUGCCCGAACCGCCAUGGCCGACGACGAGGUAAACAAUAAAUAUUAUUGUAAACAAUUAAUGAUAUACCACAGCCAGGGCUGUGAUGAUGGGGGUGGGUGGGCCGCGUUCCGCAAUUGUUCAGUCGCGUUAUUCUGUUACGAUCGUUUAUCCGUAUACCAUCUCCAAUCCCGGAGCUGAUCGAAUGGUACACUCGCGCCAAUCACCAUUACCCUUGCAGGUUGUCGCUAAACUUGAAGAAUCUCAACCAAUAAAUGGUAAUAUUGAUAUAAUAGAAGAUGAUGAGCCACUACCCGUUGAUGAUUUAAGUAAAGACAAAGAUUAUGAACAAGUAGAUGAAGCUGAUGAUGAAACAACGAUGGAAGAAGAAGAAGCACUUCCAGAAUUGGAGGAUCCUUUAAGAGAAAUAAGAUUCUUAGAAGAAGAAAGUAAUAUGCCGAUUCAUGAACUUAUGGUUAUGUAUGGAUAUUCAAAAACUACUCCCCCCAGAAACCAGUACAAAAAAGAAAAAGAAAAAGAAGAUGAAGAGCUCGUCUAAGAAAAGUAAAAGAUAAAAAAAGAAAGGUAAAAUUGUAAUUUUUGAUAAAAUUAAAAAUUUUUUUUUUGUAUAAUAAUUAUUAUUUUAUGUUAGAAAAAGCUUUCAACUUCAUCUGAUGGCGUUGCAG
This is a messenger RNA of Acyrthosiphon pisum (pea aphid), 1462 nucleotides long. RefSeq names its product mesoderm induction early response protein 1. Lineage: Eukaryota; Metazoa; Arthropoda; Insecta; Hemiptera; Aphididae. The transcript is spliced from 4 exons. The record is from RefSeq and is a predicted model, not a curated record. Bases 883 to 1335 code for a protein of 150 amino acids.